AUGAUGGCCGGGAUUCCGGGUUUCUGCGAUUUCAUCGUGUCAAACGUGUCCAACAAGUCGAUGACGUCAGUGUUUGACGUCAGUAACGAAACCAUGACGAUGGACGACUCAUCGUCGUCGUUGUCACCGUUUUUGUUCUCGUCGCCAGACGACGACCUAUUGUUGCCGUCAUCAUCAUCUGGUGCAACGGCGGCAGUUGAUGGACGCCACGGACCUUCUUCUUCGUUGCCAGGAGUCACCGGACUUCCGCUUCCGGGCUCGUCGUCGUCGUCGUCGUCGUCGUCGUCGUUGUUGCCGGACUUGGACACCGCUGCCUACGAGUUCAUCGUGCACGGGAUUUGCUUGCCGAUCGUCGGCUUGUUUGGCCUCGUGGGCAACGGACUGUCCAUGUUCAUCCUGUCGCGACCGCAGAUGAGGUCGAGCAUGAAUUGUUGUCUGUUGGGAUUGGCGAGUUGCGACAGUGCGCUGAUCCUGUGCUGCCUGCUGCUGUUUUCCGUGCCGAGUGUGCACGGGUUCUCGGGCCUGUUCCGGGGCUACUACGCGACCCUGCAUCACCUGACGGCCCCGUGGCUGUACCCGCUGGCCCUCAUGGCCCAGACGGCGUCCAUCUACAUCACCAUGACGGUCACGCUUGAGAGGUAUGUGGCAGUGUGUCGUCCAUUGCGAGCCAGAGCUCUGUGCACAUAUGGAAGAGCCAAGCUGUACCUGGGCAUCAUCAUUGCGUUUUCCAUCGCUUACAACAUCCCGCGAUUUUUUGAAAUGAGCGUGAAACGGGUGUGUUACUUUGGAGCUGGGGAUGAUGAAGCAGAUGGAGUGCAGUUGUUGCACAAGGAACUGGCUGUCUUCCCUUCUGCACUGAGAGAGGAUCCUUUGUAUGUUCAAGUGAGUGAUGCUGCUGUACACAUUUAUUGA
This is a messenger RNA of Notodromas monacha, 912 nucleotides long. The record is from the annotation of a GenBank genome assembly. Lineage: Eukaryota; Metazoa; Arthropoda; Ostracoda; Podocopida; Cyprididae.